UGUAUCACGAACAUCCAAGAUGACCUGACCUACGACACUUCAUGAUUCUGCCCAACAGACCGCCCGUACACAUUGCCUAACCUCACCUAAUCAUCCGUCAUUCGAGCGCUGGGGAUACAUUAGUACACAAUGGGCGACCAAGAACACUACUCCUCCACCGCCCGAGCGCUGGCAUCGCAAUACAACGACUACAGCGACGACGAAUCGAACCUCGCCGCCCCGACCUUCCACCGCAGCAACUCGCACUCGCCGCUCUGGUCGCGUCGCUCUCUCGACUCCACUCCUCGACGACCGCAACGGCGACGAGACAAAUACCUCCAAUACGCCGAGCAAUACUACACUCGCGGCUACUCCAUAUGGACACACCUCUCCCCCCUCCAACGCGCCGGCGCAAUCUUCUUCUCCAUCUUCUUCACCGUCCUCGCCAUCCUCGCCAUCACAUACAGCCACUCCAUCUUCCAAUACCUCGCCCCCGUCGCCAAACGCUGGCGCAACGCCCCCGGCGGCUGGCUCAUCCUCUGGCUCGCAACGUUUUUCGUCUCCUUCCCUCCCAUGAUCGGGUAUAGCACCUGCGUCACGACAGGAGGAUUCGUGUUCGGCAUGACCAAAGGCUGGUUGAUACUCUCCUCGGCGACGAUUCUCGGCAGCACGACGUCUUUCCUCCUCAGUCGGACGGUGUUGAAAAACUACGUUUCGGAUAUGACGAAGAAGAGUGCAAAAUUCUCGGCGUUGGCUAUGGUGCUCAAACAUGAUGGGAUUAAGCUGUUGAUCAUGAUCAGACUGUGUCCUCUGCCGUAUAGUUUUUCGAAUGGCGCGAUCAGCACGAUUCCGACGGUGACUUGGCAAAAGUUCAUGUUGGCGACGGCGAUUGCGAGUCCGAAGUUGUUGUUGCAUGUGUUUGUGGGGAGACAGUUGGGAGUUAUUGCGGAGAGUGGGGAUAAAAUGUCUUUUGGGACCAAAGUGGUGAGUUAUACGACCAUGGUGAUUGGCAUUGGGUUAGGGAUUGGGACGGGAUAUUUGAUCUACUCGCGUACAGUGGCGAGAGCGGCGGUUUUGGAGGCCGAAGAAGCUGCUGCUGCUCGAGGUGGGAAUGUGAGGAGAAGUAGUGGUUCUGUGGGAGGAUAUACUGAUGAUGGUGAUGAUGCCGAUGAGGAGGAUGCGAGGCAAAGGGCUGAUGUGCUGCGAGAGAGGCAGAGUGACGUGUCUUUGCAUACGACAUAUGAACAUGACCUGGAACGGGGGUAUAGAGAUGAUUUCACAGAUGAUGAAGAUGCUACGGAAAGAGACGUCUUUGAUGCGGGAGACGGAGAGACGGAUGACGAGAGCAAAAGCUCCAAAUGAUAUAGAAGAAUGAAACUUUCUAC
Messenger RNA from Sphaerulina musiva SO2202, 1364 nucleotides. Its product is annotated as SNARE_assoc-domain-containing protein. Gene Ontology annotation, cellular component: Golgi membrane. The transcript has a single exon. The record is from RefSeq and is a predicted model, not a curated record. The coding region runs from base 130 to 1341 and encodes 403 amino acids. Lineage: Eukaryota; Fungi; Ascomycota; Dothideomycetes; Mycosphaerellales; Mycosphaerellaceae. Gene Ontology annotation, biological process: mitotic spindle elongation; vesicle-mediated transport.